AUGCAGUCAGUCUAUCCCGAGUAUACGACUCGCUGUGAAGGCCCUCAGCUCGAUCAAACCUCUCCUGUAACUAUCAGGCUAGAAGUUCCAGUGGACUUUGAUGGGGAGCGGGAUGUGGAAGUUGUUCUAGAGGACACUCCCUCCGGUGCUUUCGCUGAAUCAUCCCACCAACCAUCA
Molecule: messenger RNA, 177 nt
Organism: Acaulospora colombiana
Lineage: Eukaryota; Fungi; Glomeromycota; Glomeromycetes; Diversisporales; Acaulosporaceae
Source: the annotation of a GenBank genome assembly